AGAAUUCACACUGGAGAGAAACCAUAUAUAUGUAAGGAAUGUGGGAAGGCCUUUAUUGAAGCCUCAAGCCUUAGUGUACAUAGUAGAAUUCACACUGGAGAGAAACCGUAUAUAUGUAAGGAAUGUGGGAAGGCCUUUGCUACAGCCUCAAGACUUAGUAAACAUAGGAACAUUCACACGGGAGUGAAACCAUAUAUAUGUAAGGAAUGUGGAAAGGCCUUUGUUGUAGCCUCAAGGCUUAGUGUAUAUAGGGGAAUUCACACUCGAGAGAAACUGUAUAUAUGUAAGGAAUGUGGGAAGGCCUUUGCUACAACCUCAAGACUUAGUAAACAUAGGAACAUUCACACUGGAGAAGGACCAUAUAUAUGUAAGGAGUGUAGAAAGGCCUUUGCUUGGGCCUCAACAUUUAGUGAACAUAGGAAAAUUCACACUGGAGAGAAACCAUGUAUAUGUAAGGAAUGUGGGAAGGCCUUUGCUGUAGCCUCAAGACUUAGUGUACAUAGGAGAAUUCACACUGGUGAGAAACCGCAUAUAUGUAAGGAAUGUGGGAAGGCCUUUGCUGUAGCCUCAACUCUUAGGGAACAUAGGAAAAUUCACACUGGGGAGAAACCAUAUAUAUGUAAGGAAUGUGGGAAGGCCUUUGCUAGAGCCUCAAAACUUACUGUACAUAGGAGAAUUCACACUGGAGAGAAACCAUAUAUAUGUACAGAAUCGGAGGAGCUGAGCCAGAUGGGGGGCAUUUUUGUGCUGUUUUUUCAGUUGUUCCCUGACAUCCAGGUGAAUUCUGAGGUGCGGUGGAGGCUGUGA
Molecule: messenger RNA, 807 nt
Organism: Sorex fumeus (smoky shrew)
Lineage: Eukaryota; Metazoa; Chordata; Mammalia; Eulipotyphla; Soricidae
Product: zinc finger protein 345-like
Exons: 2
Biological process (GO): regulation of transcription by RNA polymerase II
Molecular function (GO): RNA polymerase II cis-regulatory region sequence-specific DNA binding; DNA-binding transcription factor activity, RNA polymerase II-specific
Source: RefSeq, a predicted model, not a curated record